Molecule: messenger RNA, 6550 nt
Organism: Porites lobata
Lineage: Eukaryota; Metazoa; Cnidaria; Anthozoa; Scleractinia; Poritidae
Source: the annotation of a GenBank genome assembly
AUGGUUGUUCUUCGGGCUCAAGUAAUUCUUGCUGGUAAGAAAUAUAGGUGUAAAAUGUUCCUCACUUCGAGAAAUCCUUCAUUAUUUAUAUGAAUUUAGGUUUGAUACUCGUCUCUGCUAAAGCUGUAAAUUUUGUUACUCAGGAGUUGUAAUGACGCUUUUUCGGAGCGGAAUAAGUUCUGUUUGUUUUUUGUACGUUGUAAAAAGCCCGUUGAUUUUGUCCCGUAGGUGACCCUGGUGUGGGAAAGAGUGCAUUAACACAAGCCUUCCAUAGUGAUGGAACGCAUUUUCCUAAAAACUACACUAUGGUAUGUUCUCAAACCCCAAUUUAUUCUGCAAAAGGUACAUGUAUAAAGUAAUUGGGGUCAAAGCAGGCAGUGUUUUAUAUUUCCACUGUUAAUGCUUGAGUUGGCAGUUAUUUCAAUUACAGAAUAGAGGAAUCACACAGGAUAAUAAGGGGUAGUGAUAUUUGGCAUAAAUACCACGAGUGAUAUCUCAAAAUUGUUAUACGAAAUUUCACGGGCCGUUAGGCGAGUGAAAUUUGAUACAAUUUUGAAAUAUCAUAAGAGGUAUUUAUGCCAAAUAUCACGUACAAAUCAUGAUAUUAUUUGUUUAUUCUAUUACCCACAAAAGGUUUGUAAUUUUCACAUGUAGGUUUUUCAAAUUAAGCUGAAAUACCACUGCUCUAAGCCAAUCAAAUUGCAGAAACUGGCCACUCAAAAAAGGCUAUACUUUUAAAACAGUGGAUAUGUGCUACAUGCCACUUAACCAUGAAACCAUGCAGCAGCUUAGCCACAUAGCCACGUAGUCACAGAGCUAUGAGGCCAUGUAGCCACAUAGCCACAUUAACCAACAUAACCUCAAAGCCACGUAGCCACCACGUAUAUACCACCUGAUUUAAGCCCACCACAGCAUUUAAUGCCACACAGUGAUGUACCCAAGUAGCCAUGUUUUUUUUGUGUCCACCCUUUAAGUGGCCAGGUAUACUGCAGUUACUUUAACGGUUAAAGCGAUCGCGGUCUCCAGCAUAAAACUGAAGUCUAUACAUAGGCUGAUCUCCAUGUCAUCACCCUGUAUUAUCUUGUAUGAUUACCCCAACUAGGAUGAUGGAUGGUUAUAUAGAAACCAGCUUAUGUACAAACUUUGGUUUUAUUCAAAGAUUGUAAUUGCCUUAAUCAUCAGUGUUAGGAUUCAACUUUAUUAACCCAUUCGCUCCUGGAGAUUUUGCCGAAAAACGCGUUUUGAAGCUAGUCGAGUGGUUUUCUGGUCACUGUCGUACUAUAAAGAGCUAAAACUUACCACAAACCGGUUUACAGGUCGUACACUUCGCGGCCUUCUGAUCCAGAUGCAAAAUAUCAGCUUGCGAAGUUGGGGCAUGCGCAGAAAGCAAAAUUUUGAGAUAGUUUUUGGGUUUAAAAGUGACACAGCAGUCUUGACUUUUACUUUUCGCUUUCUCUCCUCCCUUCUUUUUUCGCUUUUCUUGCCUCAUUUUUUUUUUCUCUUGCUGGGCAUUUAGUAGGCUUCAUUUUGGUGGGAAGAGUUUUUAGGAAAGCUUUUAGGAUCUUAGGAUUAGGUGAAAGGAAAGGUAGGUGGGUAAUGGAACAAGAUUUUCAUGGAGAUUUUCAGGUCCUUGUCACGUGGUUUUUUGCUUCUUUCUCCGGUGUCCUUGACUGAAUUGUGCUCAUUCUGGUGUGGUUUGAAAGAUCUCUUCACUCUGCACAAGUUAGCGAAGAAAGUUGUCCUUGACCGUUAAAACUGAUGACGUCACAAAGGGUAGAAAGGACCUGGAUCCGCACGGGCGGUUAUGGGCGGUUCAGGGGCGAAUGGGUUAACUGACACAAAAGGCAGCUGGAAUUUCAAGAGUUUACUGUAGUGCAGAGUCGUAAUGCUUCAACAACUUACAAGAAAAGUAAAUUGAAAAUAAUCUCACAUGAUUGGCUUACCUAAGUCACAUGAUUGUGUGACAUAAUAAUGUUGCAAUGAUCAAAAUUGUCCUUCAUUGCAUUCUUUGCUUUAUAUGGACAUAUGAUUUUACUAAUGAAUAGCUGUUCUUGUAUUAUUUUAGACAACCGGAGUUGAAGUUUGUGUAAAGUCAGUCAAUAUCCCUGAGACCUCGGACAGUGUUGUAAGUUUUCAUCAUCUCUAGCAACUUAGACUGUGAGCAGUCUCCUAUUUUCUUCAAAGCUACCACGGCAACAUGUGCAAGCCAUGAGAAAGAGGGCGGAAGCCCAAGGAGAAAGAAAGCAAAAAGAAUAAAAAAAAGUUCUCUACUGUCCUUCUAAUGCACUCACUGUCACUAUAAAGAGAAAAAGGCAGACUGCUAGCAGUCUAUUAUCAUAUACUUUUGAUGUGUUUUUCAAAGAACAUUUUUGAUCAAAUCAAUCUGUUUCCAUUCAGUUGUUCGGUAACUUCUGUUAUAAAGUGGAAUUAAAUUAAAUUAGAUUCUUUGUGGCAUUGGGCAAGCAAAAUGCGAGAGCUGCUGGCCCAAAGGACAAGCUGGAAUUCAAGUUCUUUUCGAGCCAUGUUUCUAACCCCAAAACAGGUUUGCCUGGUAAAUAAAAUUCCUUUUGGUGAGGAAACCUGCUCAAGUUUGGCUUGAUUGCAGAUUGGUUAAUUCCAGUUUGUAUUAGAAUAUAGAGAGGUUAGUUUGGUCCAAAAUUAUUUUUAAAUCCUGUCUUUAUUUUCAGGAACUGUACAUUUAUGAUUCAGCAGGAAAGGAAAUGUUUGCAGACAUUGUACAACAGCAUGUAAGUGCCACUUUUUAAAAUGCAAAUAAUAAAAUCAGUAUCCAUCUUCUUUUCACAUUACACAGGGUGUUUCAAAAGUGUAUUCCAAUUUUUUCUUUGCUUAAAUUUCAUUGAUUACUAAAACUACCUAGCCUGCGAAAACAUCCAUCCAAAUCUGGUAGUCAUGGGGUUCCAAAUAUAACUUUGUCCAAUUUUGCGUGUCUUCUGGUCGAUUUUGGUGAAAUUAAUGUUGUGUUCAUCUGCCAACAAGCUCCAGCAAGACUCAAAUGCUUCUUCUAGAGAAGAUGCAAUAUUAUUAUUCCAAAAAUAUUGACUGUUUUGUUAGAGAUUCUUGGUGUUUACAUUUGGCCUGUGUGGCGUUUUGUCUUUUGUCUGUCUUUCAUGAACAAUAGCUAAAACAAUGUAACUGCUCCGUCAACAAAUCAGCGCUUCUGACCGAAUUCCGGACAGAUUUUACGUCAUCAGUAUGGAAUUUCUGUCGCUGAGUCGCAGACGUUCCUCUGUGCGAAACGUCCCCAGUGAUGAAGAGCAAGGAGAAACAUGUUUUCGCAGGCUAAAAACUACCUUUUGUAAAAUUAAGUAUGUUAUUCCUUAUUCAUUUUACAUUGAGUAGCCAGCUGACAUUUUAAUUACCAGAAAUGGCCUCCUAUAUUUUUAGAACAAACAUUUGAAACACCCUGUAUUUGCUGAAAUUAAAUAUAAAGGUCAUGGGAAUAACUUUGGCAUGAUUGUUAAACAAAUUCUCCUUAUAGGUUGUUUUAGAAACUUUUAAAGAAAAACAUACAGAAUAUUAAAGUAUAUUAAUAUCAACUUUAAAUGAUAAUUUUUAAGUAUUAAAAGACAAAAACUUAUAAUUGCUCUCAUAAUGGACUGUCGAAGAUCUAGUUCACGUUGUUUGAUAGUGGAUAGGGCUAUCCAGGGGAUAAAUUUUUAUCCAGUGGAAUAUUUCAAUUUUUAUUAUUGGUUUCCCAAAUACUUAUCCAUUGAAAUAUAGUGAUUUUAUAUUUGGUGGAUAGUGCUAUCGACCCUUUGAACAACUGGAGUCUGGUGAUAUAACUUCUAUUUUUGUUAUCAUGUAUAAAUAAUUAAAGUAAUUUACAAUACUGUUGUGGUUUACAGUGGACACAGCCAAACAUGUUCCUUGUAGCUUACGAUGUUACAAAUGAGCAAUCAUUCAAUGCCUGUAACAAGUGGUUUGAGAGGUGCCGAGCAAAGAGGCCAAAUCAAUCAUUACCUGGUAAGAUCGCAAAUAAAAGUAACUCUGUUUCUCUGUCUACAACUUUUCUCACUCAUGGAAGUGACAGUAACAGGAAAUAUUCAAGAAAAAUCUGAUAGUUUAAUUAUUAUUUUAAAAUGUUGGCUAAGAACAGCACCAUGUGAAAGUUAGGCGACAUUUUGUGACACCACCACUGUCAACACCCCCUCCGUAGAUGACGCCUGAGGAACAAGCGCAGAAAUUCCAUACUGACGAUGCAUGCGACACUACCCAGGUCAGGCUAGUGCUUCUGAUUGGUUGAAGUAAUUAGGAAGGCAUUUCAUUAUAUAAUGCUUAUUAUUUUAUAACAAACUUCUUUUAAUUCUUAUUGAAGGGGCUUUGGUGGCCAUAAAGACAGACCUCAAGCAAAGAAGAGCAAUAUCUACAAAACAAGGGCGUGAUCAAGCCAGCUCUAAAGGACUGGAAUACUUUGAAUGUUCUGCAGUAAGUAUCAAUUUCACCUGUCUAUUUUAUGCAGGGUUCGUACUGAAUCUUGAAUUCUUGAGAAAGUCUUGAAAUUUGCUCAGCAAUUUUCCAGACCUGGAAAAAGUCUGGAAAAUAGAGAUAAAGAGUGGGAAAAAUGGUUUAUUUAAAGCUACAAGUGCUUUUUUUAUAAGUGUCUAUUUUAUUCAGGGUUCGUACAUAGUCUUGAAUUCUUGAAAAAGUCUUGAAAUUUACCCAGCAAUUUUCCAGGCCUGGAAAAAGUCUGGAAAAUAGAGAUGAAGAGUAGAAAAAAUGGUUUAUUUAAAGCUACAAGUGCUUUUUUUAUAAGUGAUUUUUUUUCGUUUCGGUCAAAUCGUAUUCAAUCUCGUCCGUAUGUUUGCCGCGCACCACGAAAGAAGCUUUGUUGCCGCCUUUUUUAAGAUCUCUUUUGAUCACCUAUUGGAUAACCUUGCUUCUGAAAAGAGAUAUUAUACUUUUGGAACAAAGUCUGGAAAAAGUCUUGAAUUUUGGAUCCAAAAAUACGAACCCUGUUUAUGGGAGCAAGGAUAGCGCCGCAAUCAUCGAAGUUUCAAAUGAAAGUGAAAAGAGAGAAAUUUCAAGCGAUCUUCUUAAAGGGAAAACACUAAGAAAACGUGAUCAGUGUUUUUGUAAUUUUUCGACAACGAAAAUAGAACUUGCGAAACGUCGGCAGAAUUUUUUCGAGUUGCAACCCACUUUCAUCUUGGUCAGGAAAACCAAAGACAGGCACUUAUAUUUUAGACAAAGAAGAGUAUCUUUAAACAAAACUUAACCAUUAUCUUAAGGUUUUGUUUCACUGCAAUGUGUUUUGUGGGUUUUGUGAUAUUCCAGUACCGAAAAGUGAGUUAACUCUCCUGCCUUCGUUAUGACACAGACUUUUAAGCGUCCAUGACUUGUUUGAACUGUCUUUAUAUCUCUCCUACUAAGAUGUAACCGUAAUUUCUACUUGGUCACUAAAGCCAUACGAAGGUUGAACCAUCUGUAGUACAGUCUGCAACAUUACCCUCUGCUGACUAGCGGGUUCUCUUCCAAGUGGGCUAACUUCACCUUUUUGCCUAUUUCUGGGGUUUUUAUUGUUAAAUUCCAUUUUUCUCCCCAGAAAGACCAGGAGAAUGUCGAAGCCCCAUUUUACUACUUGGCCAAAGAAUUUCACAACCUUUACCACGAAAAAAUCGAACAGAUGAAGACAAUGACAUAGUAAUUUAAUAUAAGCUUACAGUGUAACUCUAACUCCUAACAAGUUAGUCUUUAAUUUGUACAAAGGAAACUUCCCUCGCCGUAUGUUAUGAUGCAGCGAGGUGAUAGCCUGCGAGCAAGUUUUACGCGAUGAUGGAAACUGCCCCAAACGAAACUUGCUCUUUUACACAGGCUAAAAGAGAACUUGUUAUUCUUGAUGAAAAAGCACUUUUCAGGAGAUUUUAAGUCAGGCUUAUACGUAUGAUGAUCUAACUGGCAUCAGCAAACAUCGAAAAGACUCAAAACACAUUGUUUGUUCAUAUUAUCUGCGGGGGUUUGGUAAAAGUGCCAAAAGAAAAUGACCCAUAUUGUCCUUGCAAUUUUGCACGUUUCUACGAAGAUUCAUCUCUUAGAUUUUUUCCUUAAUUAAGUGUCAGCGCUCGACAAUUUUUUUUUUACUAAAUCUCUUAAAAUACAGUUUUCACCGCGAGGGAGCUCGAAGUUCUAUGACGAAGAUAUUGAAGUUGUUUCACCAAGGACUUCUCUCCCACGUCGUUAGUUCGGGCUUAAAUUUUUAAAAGAGUGCUUGGCAUUUUUCCUUACUAUUUCGCGGCAUGAGUUUAUUUGUAAACAGAGUGCAGCAUUUCACGUUUGAUAUAUAGUCUUUGAAAUCAUCUUAUUUAUUCAGGCUAUUUUCACUCUACACACCUUAUAGCUUUUGCGCAGGCACGAAACCCGUACCGCGUAAGGCUUUUGUUCACACAUAAGAACGGUGAUUUCGGCGCGAUUUCUGUAACGGAGCGAAGGUACGCCGCGCCCAUCUCUAAAGUAGAGUGUCACAUAUCGGAGGUGUUCACACUGUGCUAGAUAGCUUUUAGUGCCGGUGCGAAUAGCCUAGGCGCUUGGAAGU